UUAAGAAAAUUAUUACCUUAAGAUGUAAUUGAAGUGGUAUUGCUGCUUUUCAUUUCUUUUUUGUGUAAAAUUGUAAAAUUUAGAACGCAUAAAUCGAAUUAAAUCUACCGGAAGCAUUCAAUCUAUCGGAAGUACCGAAAAUUAAACAACUUACAGGCACGGCUUAGUUUCCCGCCAAAAUGUGAUGCCGCCAUAAUGAUCAUACUGCAUUUUCAAGCAUCAAACACAUUCGAAGUUUGAAAUAAUUUGAAAAGUGUUAUUCUUUGAAACAUAAUAGAUUUAACCUUAGAAAGCGUUCUUUGCAAUCAUAUUUCUAUAAAUUAGCAUCAUGUCACAGGAAAUGAACAUUUUACGCUGUUAUUCGUGUAAAACAUAUCAAGUUCACAUAGUCAAGAAAGCAAAGAAAUGGCAAUGCAAAAUAUGUAAUUUUAAACAGACAUUCAAACAGGCUUAUUUUAAAGGCUCAGGUAGAGAUUGUCGUUUUAUGGUUCAAAAAUUAAAUUUUAUGAAAGAACAUGAGAUUCAGGAGAAUAUAUCCUUUAGUGGAUGUAACAGUACUAAUGAUAACUAUAUGAAUAAUUAUCCUGAGAAACCAAAGCCAAAUAUAAAAGUUGAAAGCAAGUGGGAAAAAUAUUUAGAUACACCAGAAGAGAUUAGAUCUAAUACUUUUGAAGCUGCAGGUAGUCAGAACAGUAAUUAUAAGAAAUCUGAUGAUAUAGAACAUCUUGAUAAUAAUAUGAUGUACGAGUGUUCACAAAGUGAACACACAGAUAUAGAUAGCGAUCUUUCUUAUGAAAAUGAUUCUAAACAAGACCUUAUCUAUGAUAAUGAGGAAGAAUAUGAUAAUUUUAUACCAGAAGAAAUAGAUAAUGCACCAUGUAGCAAUGAUAAUAGCGAAAGUACUAAUUUGUGUAGCAAAAAUGCCACUGAAAUUAAAAGUGCAAAAAACAUUUUUGAUGACAAUGAAGAUUUAGAUCUUACUAUUGAUUUUUAAGUUCUGCAUAUCUAUGUUUGAAGUCAGAAAUGUUUUCUUCAUGCAUAUUAUUUUUCUAUUAAAGUUCCUGUUAAUUUAUGUAAAAGACAUUAAAAG
Messenger RNA from Bombus pyrosoma, 1090 nucleotides. RefSeq lists its product as uncharacterized. NCBI's taxonomy places the organism in Eukaryota, Metazoa, Arthropoda, Insecta, Hymenoptera, Apidae. Gene Ontology annotation, molecular function: zinc ion binding; chromatin binding. The coding region runs from base 329 to 994 and encodes 221 amino acids. Gene Ontology annotation, biological process: mitotic G2 DNA damage checkpoint signaling; endoplasmic reticulum to Golgi vesicle-mediated transport; intracellular protein transport. The transcript has 3 exons. The record is from RefSeq and is a predicted model, not a curated record. Gene Ontology annotation, cellular component: COPII vesicle coat; nucleus.